Messenger RNA from Linum tenue, 180 nucleotides. The record is from the annotation of a GenBank genome assembly. NCBI's taxonomy places the organism in Eukaryota, Viridiplantae, Streptophyta, Magnoliopsida, Malpighiales, Linaceae.
AUGAAAUCACCAGAGAAGAUCGCAGCUUUCUUCAGGGACAGCUUCACCACCCUGCCUCGAUUGCUCCCUGACAUUUUCAAGACCGCUGAGAUCGUGGGAGGCGGCCACAAAGCAGGGCCUGGCUCCGUAAUGCUUUUCCAAUAUUCCCUCCGUACGUCAUUUUCGCCAAGCCAACAUUAA